Cetraspora pellucida is the source of this 885-nucleotide messenger RNA. Lineage: Eukaryota; Fungi; Glomeromycota; Glomeromycetes; Diversisporales; Gigasporaceae. The record is from the annotation of a GenBank genome assembly.
AUGACAACUAAUAAUCUUACAGAGCGAAUGCAUAAAACAGUGGAAGCACGACGUAGUGGAACACAAACAGUCAUUUCUUUUAUUGAACGUUUGUAUGGUAUUAAAAUUUUCAGAGAUUCAUUAAUUCAAAAUGAACUUGGUGAAACCUCAUUUAAUGCAGAAAUAACAGAAAAAAUUGAUGCAAUGAUUAAUAAGUUAGUAAACCGAGAUAAUAUUAAUAAACUAGCUAAUUAUUAUCUUGUCAAUAUAAUAUCUGGAGAAUGCACAUGUUAUGAUUAUAUUUGGAAUGGACCCUACCAUGAUGUCUGUAAACAUGUGCAUGCUACAAGGUUAUAUAUAGAAUUAUUACAUGGAAGGUUACAAGUACAAGAUGUUAAACAAAGUCUAGUAAAGUUUUUUAAAGAUAAGGAGCAUGCAAUUGCUUUAGAAAAAAAGAAUCAUAUUAUUUAUAAUGGAACUAUUGAUGAAGCUUAUCAAGAAAUAUUGCGGCUCUUUAAUUAUGUUGGAAAUGAUAUCUUUUUUUCUGCUGAUCAAAAAAUAGCAGCACAGGAUCCAUUCCGUCCAAUAAGCAAUAUGCAAAUUCCCAUGACAUUGGAUAAUUUUCAAGAAUCAGUCAGUUCACAAAGUAUUGAUAAUUCAACAACUAGCGAUCAGGUCAAUUCUGUACAAAAUUAUAAUAAUACACCGGGUGAUGAAAAAGAAAAUGAUUCAACACUGGCUAUUAAAAGGUCACUUGAAGAGCUAUUUCUCGAAAAAAAAUGUUUCUGGAAUCCCAAAGAAUUUACAAACAUAGUGGUAACAAAGAAGUUAUGUUUGGAUGAUGAUCCUACAGAAAAUGGAUUAAAAAUGAUGCUGUUUGAGAGCAAAAAUAUCUUGCCUAUUUAG